Molecule: messenger RNA, 385 nt
Organism: Fomitopsis serialis
Lineage: Eukaryota; Fungi; Basidiomycota; Agaricomycetes; Polyporales; Fomitopsidaceae
Exons: 1
Source: RefSeq, a predicted model, not a curated record
ACUCGACGACCGCCAGAGUCCAAAUGACAUCUCGCCCGCCCACCACUCGCCGCACGCGUCGACUCAUCUGCUUACUCGCACACUGUCUUGCCCAUUCGCUUACACUCGCUCGUCCGCCCGUCUCCGCGCCAUCCGCGUGGUUACUGUAUCUGCCCACUCACUGGACCGUCGUCUUCAACUCGCGGCUCACCACAACUGCUACUACCAACUACCAUGGCCGACCCCCACGCGUCAAAGCUCCCGCGCCAUCUCCUGGUCAUACAGAAACGAACGCGGAAGGGGGAGAUAGAGGGUGGGUGGACAUGAAGCUUGAAGGGCAACUCGGGAAAUUACAGCGAGCGCAAAGGCUCGAAACCAAAGGUGCGCCCCCGUUCGAUGUACCUUC